AUGUCCGAUGACGAGGAAGAUAUCAUAGUGCUCCAGGUUUGCGCCAACCAGCGGUGCUUAGGCAUUGAAGACCUCGAAUUUGAUGAAGAGAGCGGCGAGAUGUACUGUGUGAAUUGCCGUGAGCUGUACGCUCGUGCGGAGGAUGAGGGUUUUCGGCUUCUUCUAACUGAUGAAGACAUGCCACUGAUAAACAUGAUUUUUAAUUGCUUUGACGGAGGCAAAAGGUACUGGACGUAUGAGGACUUUGACCGGUUUCGAGGGUAUACAGGACAGUCCAGUGAAACCGCUAUAGAUAGCCACGAAGCCCUACGGGAUUUCUUCAAGGAAGAGUAUGACAUUGAAAUCAGCAAGGGUGCCACAGGUGAGUACGUCGUUUACAAACAAAACCUGGAAGAAAUGUAUGGCGGUUAUAUUUAUAAUAACAUAAAUGCGCUUGUUGCAGACUGUGAUUCCCUGGAGGAUGCCGGAAUGAUCCGCACAGCAACUUUGGAAUGA
Molecule: messenger RNA, 495 nt
Organism: Trypanosoma cruzi
Lineage: Eukaryota; Euglenozoa; Kinetoplastea; Trypanosomatida; Trypanosomatidae
Exons: 1
Coding region: 1-495 (164 amino acids)
Source: RefSeq, a predicted model, not a curated record